This is a messenger RNA of Phyllostomus discolor (pale spear-nosed bat), 7445 nucleotides long. It is a transcript of the gene ANKRD49, whose product is annotated as ankyrin repeat domain 49. Gene Ontology annotation, molecular function: protein binding. The coding region runs from base 342 to 1082 and encodes 246 amino acids. The transcript is spliced from 3 exons. NCBI's taxonomy places the organism in Eukaryota, Metazoa, Chordata, Mammalia, Chiroptera, Phyllostomidae. The record is from RefSeq and is a predicted model, not a curated record.
CGGAAGCGAGGUUUUCGGCGGCGUUAUCUGCUCGGUAAGGUGGGUACCUCUUCCUUGCUCAGUACCAAGAUAUAGGUACCCUGGUGCCACCUAAGAACUCCAGCGGGUAGGGGUCGGUCGUCUGUCGACCCCGACGCCGUCAGGGACUCUGCUGUGGGCUGUUCUGAAGGCCGCAAGAGCUACUCCUGGUCCUGUGAAGCGACCAGCCGGUGCCUGCCGGAGGGCCGGGACUGGUGGCCUUCCCUCUUACUCUCACUGCCCAGAGAUCUUAAGGAAUAAAAUAAAGCAGACACAAUUCAUCUCUAAAAAGAUUAUUUAUACUUUGGUAUUUGAAAUGCUUUAUGUUUAGAAUAGUAAUAAAAAUGGAAAAAGAGAAAGUAAAUAAUGAUGGACAGCCAGAUCCAGAGAGUUCCUUGGACUUUUCUGAACACUUUAACCAACUUGAGUUGUUGGAAACACAUGGACACCUUAUUCCCACUGGUACCCAAAGUCAGUGGGUAGGGAAUUCUGAUGACGAUGAGGAACAAGAUGAAAAGACUGAAGAGUGGUAUCAAUUGCAAGAAGAAAAAAUGGAAAAAGAUCCAAGCAAAUUGCUUCUUUGGGCUGCUGAAAAAAAUCGGCUGAAUACAGUGCGGAGGCUACUUUCUGAAAAGGCCACUCAUGUGAACACUAGAGAUGAAGAUGAGUAUACACCUCUUCACCGAGCAGCCUACAGUGGACACUUAGAAGUUGUCCGUGAGCUAAUAGCACAAGGAGCAGAUGUUCAUGCAGUGACUGUGGAUGGCUGGACACCCCUGCACAGUGCUUGUAAGUGGAAUAAUACUAGAGUAGCAUCUUUCUUACUUCAGCAUGGUGCAGAUAUCAAUGCCCAAACAAAAGGCCUCUUGACGCCCUUACAUCUUGCUGCUGGGAACAGAGACAGCAAAGAUACUCUAGAACUCCUCCUGAUGAACCGCUACAUCAAACCAGGCCUGAAAAACAACUUGGAAGAAACCGCAUUUGAUAUCGCCAGAAGAACAAGUAUCUAUCACUACCUCUUUGAAAUUGUGGAAGGCUGCACAAAUUCUUCACCUCAGUCUUAACGGUUCUGAUCAUUUUCUUAAGUUUCUAAGUACCAGUGCCUCCUUUGUGCGAGAUGUCAGAAAUCCCCAUAAUACAAAGUUGACAUCAAAAGUCUUACUACAGAAAUUCAGUGGUAUUCAUUAUAUCCUUCCCAGUGAAUUGCCUGGCCUUGAUGUCAAAUGCAUUUGAAAGUUGUUUGGAUAUAUCUUUAAUGAUUUCUGUGGAGUGUGUGAUUUUUAUCAGGAAUAAUUUUAACUUACCUAUACUUCAAAAUUUGUCAUGAGUUGUACAGAAAACUAAUGAUAUUUUUGGUGCUGAUUCAAGAAAAAUGUAUUUUUAAAUAUCCCCCAUCCUGAAUCUUUGUUGAAUAUUUAGUAUAUGACAUGUAUUUUUAUAAGGUAAGGUAACUCAGAAUUCAAUUUAAAAGUCUUAAAUAUACUGGUGCAGUUCAGCUGUCAUCUCUGUGUUACCAUAGCCAUUUGCUUUCAUUUUAAACCAUAAGUACUAACAUAUAUAGUAACUUGAAUCCUGAUAACUUAAUACAGUCAAGAACCUAGCUUUUUGUCUUUUAGAACCUAGACCAUUUUUAGGAGACUGGUUAGCUGGUGUUUAAUCCAUGAAUGUUAUAUACAGCCUCCCCCAUCACAAUUACACAGUCCUGAAGACAGUCCUACCUCACCCCAGUCCACCUACGUAAUUCUUAUUCUACUGGUGAGUCAGCAUGAACUUGCAGUUGUGACACACCCACAACUACAGCUUUGUCGGAGAGAUCCUAAUAUAUCUGUUACCCAGCUGGUUUUACCUUUCCAAUCCUGCUGACUUGGGCACUGCUCAUAUAGCCAUUCAAGUUCACAAGAAGUAUUCAUUUUCCAGGGCCCUCAUUUUUAUAAAAAACAUACAAAGGCCGAGUACCAAGGGAAAAGAAAUUCUAAGAGUAAGGAGAUGAUUAUUAUAUUGGGGCUAGAAUCACACAAUGGCUGAGGCUUUUUAAAAAGCCACAGUGUGGAUAGUGACAAAACUAUAAAUACUCAAAAAAUAAGUUUCAAACAAAAAGCAUGAAUUUUUUUAACUAUAUAGCUUCCUUGAAUCCAUACAUAUUUAGUUAUCCAGCACGUUUGUUUACUAUCUACUAUCAGUGUUUCCAGAAUCAGUUUCACAUUCACUACCAACCCUCCUGUGACAAUUCCUGAAGGCUUUUCUCUUACCUUCUCAAUACCAGAACCAACACACAAAACAAAGGGCACUAAAACAGUGGCCCCUUCCUUCAGUUAUAUUUUUUAAAUGUCCACCGAGGUUUGUCUAUUCUGAGCCAACCCUUGUGACCUAAUCAACUUAGACUAAAUAAUAAUGUUUAAUCAAAUAUAUGUGCCAGUUUUUAGGUAGAACAAAAUGAGUCAUCUCUGAAAAAUUAAUAUAUGAGCUGAAUCUUUGUGACAAACAGUAUCUUAACAGUUAGGAGAACUUCAGUUAUUUUAUGUUAUGUGGCAAGGAGAUUCCUGGGUUUCAGAGUGUUAGUAUCUAUGACACAAGGAUUUUGGCAGAAAGUGAGGGUUGCUUUCUGUUUAAUCUGGCCCAGUUAGUGAUACCAAAUAACAGGUACAGCUAAUAGACAGUGACAAUAUAACAGGAUCCCUUCCAUCCCAGUAGACUGCUAAGUGAGGCUUCCUAGUUGUCUGAAAGGCAAAGAUCCCAUGACUCCUUUCUUAAUUGAGAGUGAGUUGCAUCCAUGAUUUUAUAUAAGCUUUCCACUUAAGUAUAGGGUCAAAGAAGCCACCUUUUAAUCUGACCAGGAGUUGAGUUGAGAUGUAACUACCCCUUGGCUUCCAGACCACACAGCACUCAGCUAGUGCAUGGAAACCCCUGCCAUCCCUGAGGGCAGAAUUUAUGUUGUUUGCUUCCUUUAUGCUUUUCUUAGUACUUACUAGACUUCUCUGUCUAUAGAAGGCAUUCACUAAUUAUGCUUUUGACUAUAUUACUUAUCUAUAAUUUUUAGUUUGUUUUAAAAAAGCUAAAUACCUCAGUUUGCAAACAGAAUUUUCUCUAAUCUUAUACAGUCUAUCCAAAGACUCUUAAAAAAAUAAAGUCUAUGCUUUUCAUAACUAAGGCUUUAAUUGUGAUUAACUUACAUGCCUGAAAAAGAGGUGACCUUUUGUCAUUAUUUAAGGGACACAUCUUAAUUCAUAGGCCCUCAGUGGAACUAGAUGACUUUAUUCUUUUAAUCUUAAGUACAAUUCUCUGGGAAGCUUUUUGGCCCACAGCCUACCACAGGGAUGGGAUUUAGAGUCUUAAUUCUCAUUUUUAUUUGUUGGCAUCUAUUAAUGCACACACCACUCUGCUAGGACAUCAUGAUCAAAAGAGUCCCACAGCAGUAGCACUUGCUCUGAGACUUGUGUCCCAUAAUAAAAUGAAACCUCUAUAUUGGUUCUUGAUUCCUGAUCAACACAUAUACCAUCCUCACCCUGCCUGAAAUGGCUCUAGGAAUUUCUGGAACUGGAAGGUACAAAGUAUGACCACAAAGUCACUGAUUACGCCUUUACUGUAAUUAGUUUAUUGUGGCAUGAUCUAGUCCCUCUGUAGGGUUACCAGGUGACCAUUUAACUUGUGCAACAUGAAGUGCUUUCUCUAAGGGAAUUUAAGAUCUCUGUUUAUUAUGUUUAGAAGACCAUAAAUUAAGAAGGAUUGAGUAACUAUUGGUGAUUUAAAUUUCUGAAAAUUUCCCUUUGAAACCCUAAAUUUUACUUCUGGAAACCUAAGCAAAAAUUAUGUAAAUCAGGCUGUCAGAAAGAAACAUAAUGUGAGCCACAUGUGUAAUUUUUAGUUUUUUUCUAGUAGCUGCCUUAAAAACAGGUGAAAUUAAUCUUAAUAAUACACAUUAUUUAAUCUAAUAAAUCCAGAGCAUUCAUUUCAACACAAAAUAGGUAUUUUAAAUUAUUGAGACAUUUUUAUUUUUUCAUAGUAUAAGUCUUCAAAGUACAAUGUGUACUUUAUGGCACACUGCACUUCAGACAGCCACAUUUGACUGGUGGCCAUGGUUGAACAGGGCAGGUCCAGAUGCCAGAAGCAUUCCCCAGAGGCACAGCAGAAUAGUUAGAAGAAACUAAACUUUGAACCAGACAAAUCUGGGUUCAAAUACUGAUUGCCAUCUGUGUGUGACUUUGGUUAAAUAAAGUCAGUUUCCUACUAUGUAAAAUGGAGAUAGUGUCUAUCAUGUUAGAGCUCUAUAAGGAAUAAAUGAGCGGUACUGUAAAUAAUGUUCCUAUUACAUAGUAGGUUUCCAAAAAAAUGCUAUUAAGUGGGUUCCCUUACCCAGCAUUUCAAGCAGAAAUGUCCUUCCUGCUUUAGGUAUUUGGAUCCUUGAAGAUUUCAAAGCUCUAGCUUUAUACUCCUAUAUGUACUGUAGUUCCUCUCAUGACUUCACAGUAAAAUAUGCAGUAUAGAGCUUCUUUCAAGAAUCCAAACACCUCCACACUUAGAAAAAAUGCCAGCCUCAUCUUCCAAGGCCCUUACUAGGUGUCACCAGUCUCCAAUAGAAGAAAAAAAUUCAGGAAGUAGGCAAAAUAAAGAAAAAGAAUUUCAGCAAAUACUUACAAGGACUUAAAGGAUAGGAGAUUCUGAGAGAAAAUCUAUUUUCAGAAUGGAUCCAGGGCCUUAAAAUUGAGAAUGGCUUAUUGCUCUUUCUGUGCAGCUUCUCUAUGCCUAGUGAAUGAAUUGCUCUUUUAAAUUCAUACCUGAUUUUUUCCCUUUUUGUGAUGGGUCUUGUUAACAUUGAGAAAAUGGAAUGAAAACACAAACAAAAGCAUUCAUUUUUGAUUUAUUGCUUUAAUUGUCCACUUGAAACUCAGGUAAAUCUAAUUGUUCUCACUAGGAAUUUAAUGGCAUUGCCAUGACCAUGAGUGCCAACAGGUCUCAGAGAAGCAGAAAAUCUCCUUAAUGAAAUGUAUAGCUUAUAAAAAUAUAAAAGCACGUUGCUGCCUAAUUUGUUUCUUCCUUCUCUUUCUAUUGUAAUAAGUUCAGCAUUUCAUCUCUACUAGGUGUAAAAUACUUGAAAAUUAGGAAAACAUCCCUGGAGAAUUAAUGUGAGUUCGUAAGGAGCAUCAUCUCCUGAGCAGUCGUUAGAGCUCCAUUUUCAGAUACAGCUGCCUUAAAUAGAGGCAAUUUUUAGCAGUCAGAAAAUCAGAAAGUGAGCCUGCCAUUAUUUCAAAAAUCAGGUGACUAUCAGGUUUUUUCACUCUUCAAUUUAAUAACUCAGAAAGCAUAUCCUGAUUGAAGGGAUUGAUUCUAGGGCUAAGACAUAGCUGUGCUGUGAGAAUUAUGCAAAGACCUGACACAAGAAACAGCUCCUUCAGGGCACGUUCCAGAAUGAAAGGCAUGCUUCUGCAUGUUUCUUAUCUGAAGAUAAGCAAAGCUUAUAAAAAGAAUCAAAAGGAAGAAACAUUAUAUUAAGGUCCUUUUCUCCAUUCCUUUGACUUUAUUUUGUACAUUUAGGCAAUGAGGAGGUUUUGAAGUCCGUUUAGAAAAGUAAGUAUGUCAGGGUCCCCCAAACUUGACGGUGGAACCAAGUAGUUCUUUGUUGUAGGGGCAUCCUGGGCAUUGCAGAAUCUUGAGCAGACUUCUCAACCUCUGCUCACUAGAUGCCAGUAGCACCUCCACCUCCUCUUCUCCACUUACGACAACCAAAAAUGUUUCCAGACAUUGCCAGAUGUCCCCUGCUCUAUGUCAGGAGAUUUUAUUAUUUGGCUAGCCUCAAAGUUGUUUUAUUCACAUGCAAUUAAAUUUUAUUUAAAGGGCGUUUUCUUUAGAGUCCUAAUAUUCAUCAGUAUAUACUCAGAAAUUAGAUAAUCAUUGAUUCUUUUUUAAAUGUUUAGUAUUUUAUUAUCAUUUAAACACAUUUGAAAAUUGGCUAAACCAUACAAUUAGGAAAAAACUCUUUGAGUGUCAUUUGUAAGAAAAACUUCCUACUUCCAGGUUUGAUCUCUAGGAAAUUUACCCCUUAGGUCAGAUUACUUUAUUUUUAGAGAAAUUCUAACUUCUGGGUAUUAAUGAAGAUGAUAAUCAAACCCUGAUUUUUAAUAGGUUGCAACAUUACAAAUGUGAAUUUGUUAUUGAAUUGUAGAAUAAAAUGCAAUUAAGUUGAUACAUGAGCACUUUACUUCUAAAAGAAAAGGGAUAAACAAAACCAACAGCCUUUGUCAGAGAAGAAUGAGCUGUGGAGGGAGCUAGCCAGUUCCAGGUAUGAAACAACUGGAGAAAUAGACGAUACACUCAUAAUGUCAUUACAGAUCUAAAAUUCUUGUAGGUUAUUUAAAUAAAUAUAAAAAUGAUAUGGUAUAAUUUAUUUUGGCAAUUACGUCCACUUUAAAAAUUCCAAGAUAAAAUAUAUCAAAAUCAUAGUGUAAAAAAAAUUCUACAUUUGUUUAUCCCCAAUCAUCAUUUAUAUAAUGCCUGAAUGCAAGAGUCUCAUCUGAUCUUAUUUAUGGAAGUCCUUAUAUGUCCAACGUAAGAUACACCGAAUCACUGUGAUAUUAUUAAUAGCUAACAAUGGAGUGCUUAGUGUGUACCAACUGUGCUGUAGGUGCUCACACACAUUAUUUUGUGUGAGCCUCACAAUAACCCCAUGAGGUAAAUGCCAUGGUAGACAUGAGGAAAUUGGGCUAAUGGAGGUUAAGUAAAUCACCCAUUGUCAUGAACCAGGUUUCCAGAAAGCUCACGAUUAAAUAUUACAGCUUUUCAUCUGUGGUGGUCUUGAAUGUUAAUAUCCAUGUACCACCAGUUUAUCAAAUAAUCAUAACAAAAAUUAAAUUUUGUAUUAUUUUUAUGUAGUUUAUUUAUGGUAGUAUUUGAGGAUAUAAAAAUUACCAUUAGCAGCAAAUUGCAUUUUAUGGCAUAAAACAUAAGUAAACAAGUUUCAUUAAAUCAUAAGCACCUGCCUUGCUGGUAUGGUUUAGUUGGUUGGGUGUCAUCCUGAAAAUUGAUAGGUCACUGGUUCAAUUCCUGGUCAGGGCACAUGCCUGGGUUGUAGCUGCAGUCCCAGAUCUUGGAGUACAAGAGGCAAACCAAUGUAUGUUUCUCACAUUAAAAAUAGUCUUUUUUUAAAGGCAGGAAAAAAUUUUUGGAAGUGGUAGAAAUGUUCUGUAUUUUGAUUGUAGUGGUAGUUUUGCAGAUAAAUGAGUAUACAAAUGCCCAAGUCAUUAAAUUCUAUACAUUUAAUGGAAUUAAGUUUUUGUACAUAGUUAUACUUCAGUAAAAUUGAUUUUUUAAAAUUAGACAUCUUGCAAUGAUUAAUUUCAUCUUUUCAUUGUCCAUAGCAAGUAGGGGCAUAUGAGUAUCUCUUCACCAAAUUUAAGGGGUAUAUCUUCCUUGGGGCUGCAGAGUCCUGUGAAUUA